Eimeria acervulina is the source of this 1431-nucleotide messenger RNA. RefSeq lists its product as hypothetical. Gene Ontology annotation, biological process: regulation of transcription by RNA polymerase II. Gene Ontology annotation, molecular function: transcription cis-regulatory region binding. Bases 1 to 1431 code for a protein of 476 amino acids. The record is from RefSeq and is a predicted model, not a curated record. The transcript has 4 exons. Lineage: Eukaryota; Apicomplexa; Conoidasida; Eucoccidiorida; Eimeriidae. Gene Ontology annotation, cellular component: nucleus.
AUGAUGCCUCGACUGAGGCCUCGAAGAAAACAUAGAAAAGCAGCAGCAGCAAACCUCAGCCGCCGCCCCUCCGUCCGCUUCCCCUCUGCUGCUGCUGCUGCUGGUACUGCCGCUGCUGCUUCUGGGAGCAGCAGCAGAUCCAGCAGCAAGGGCGUUGAUGCUGCUGCUGCAGCAGAAAAUCCUCCUCCUGCUGCUCCUGCUGCUGCGGGGGAGCCUUCCGUCUCGCCUCUGCCGCAUACUGCUGCGCACCGCCAACCUCAGCAGCAGCAGCAACAGCAGCAGCAGCAUCAUCAUCAUCAUCAUCAUCAUCAUCAUCAUCAUCACCAUCAUCAUCAUCAUCAUCAGCAGCAGCAGCAGGCUUCUUCUGUUGUUGGAGAAGCGGAUGUGGUUGCUGCUGCGGAUGCUGCUGUUGUUGCGGGUGCUGCUGCUGGGGAUGAGGCUGAUGCUGGUGCUGCUGCUGCUGCUUGUGAUAGUGCUGUUGGUGCUGGUGAUGAAGUUGCUCCUGCUGCUUGUGUUAGUGCUGCUGCUGCUGCUGCUGCUGCUGCUGCAGCGCUGAAUCUGCGUAUGAUAUUUGCUGCUGCAAAUCGCAUGGGGGCCCAGCAGGAGGUCUCUAAGGGGGCCCCCCGUGAGGCAGCAGCAGCAGCAGCAGCAACAGCAGCAACAGCCGCUGCAGCAACAACAGCAGCAGCAGCAACAGCCGCAGCAGAAGAAGCAAGGACUGACAGUGCCUCCUUAGCCUCCGGCGAAACAGCAGACGCACCUGCAUCAACUGCAGCAUCAACAGCAGCAUCAACAGCAGCAACAGCAGCAGCAGGAGCAGCAGCAGGUAUUGCUGUAGAGAAUGCUACGUGCAGCGCAGAGUCCACAUCAUCAUCAUCAGCAGCAGGAGAAGCAGCAGAAGGAAGUACUGCAGGCGAAUCAGCAGCAGCAGCAGCAACAGCAACAGCAGCAGCAGCAAGCGAUGCUGCAUCUGCUGGGGAGCAGCCUUCUCUAAGUCGUAGGGAGGUGACAGCCCCUAGGCGCUUUGUUGAAUUCCCUUUCUUUCAAUACUGGUUUCUUCAAGGUGUAUCCGCAUUAAAAGAUAAACCCGUCGGCAUUAAAAGUGCAGCAAAAAAAGCAAACAAACUUCUCAUCAAAAAACUCCUCAAACCCUUACUCCGGCAAGUACAAGAAUGGGCUGACAGCAAAAACAACAACAACAACAGCAGCAGCAGCAGCAGCAGCAGUAAUAGUACUAGUAGUAGAUGUAGUAGCAACGAGUUGGAGGUUAAAGAGAAUCCUCUGGCUUAUAUUAAUUUAUUUUCACAUGACUUUGCAGAUCGCAGAAUCAUCAUUUUGCUGCUGCGCAUUAACUGCAUUUUACACCUCCCGCAGCAGCAGCAGCAGCAGCAGCAGCAGCAGCAGCAGCAGCAGCAGCAGAUCGGCACAUAA